CUCCUUCCAUCGCCUCGGGACUCGCAGCUUCCUCCGCGGCUUCCCUGUGCCAACCAACCCCCCAAAAGUUGUGAUGCUUUUCUUCACCCAGUGUUUUGGGGCUGUGUUAGAUCUCAUCCAGCUCGGGUUCCAGCAUUACAAGGCUAAACGGGUUUUCUCCGCUGCUGGGCAACUUGUCUGCGUCGUCAACCCUACGCACAACCUAAAGUAUGUGGCCAACCGACGAGCCGCCGCUCAGAGCACGCCCGAGCAAACUAGCUUCCACCCCCAUCACCCCACCCACCACCACCACCACCAUCAUCACCACCGCCACCUGCGCCACCACACCCACCACCUCCACCGCCAGGAGGCAGACGUGCACGCUGCCCACGUGACACCCUGCACCUGCCCCCUCUUCUCCUGCCAGUGGGAAGGCCACCUGGAGGUGGUGGUGCCCCACCUGCGGCAGACCCACAGGGUCGACAUUCUGCAGGGAGCGGAAAUUGUGUUCCUGGCCACGGACAUGCACCUGCCAGCGCCGGCUGACUGGAUCAUCAUGCACUCCUGCCUCGGUCACCACUUCCUGCUGGUGCUUCGUAAACAGGAGAGGCACGAAGGGCACCCACAGUUCUUUGCCACCAUGAUGCUGAUCGGGACGCCCACGCAGGCCAACUGCUUCACCUACCGCUUGGAGCUCAACAGAAAUCAUCGGCGGCUCAAGUGGGAGGCCACACCCCGCUCCUUCAUGGAGUCUGUGGACUCUGUCAUCACCGAUGGGGACUGCCUCGUCCUCAACACCUCCAUGGCCCAGCUCUUCUCUGACAACGGCAGCUUGGCGAUCGCGAUCGCGGUCACUGCCGCCAAGGUCCACCCCACAGAAGUCAAGAUCUGA
Messenger RNA from Chrysochloris asiatica (Cape golden mole), 871 nucleotides. RefSeq names its product siah E3 ubiquitin protein ligase family member 3 (gene SIAH3). The record is from RefSeq and is a predicted model, not a curated record. Gene Ontology annotation, cellular component: cytoplasm. The transcript has 2 exons. Lineage: Eukaryota; Metazoa; Chordata; Mammalia; Afrosoricida; Chrysochloridae. Gene Ontology annotation, biological process: multicellular organism development; proteasome-mediated ubiquitin-dependent protein catabolic process. Gene Ontology annotation, molecular function: ubiquitin conjugating enzyme binding; ubiquitin protein ligase activity. Bases 74 to 871 code for a protein of 265 amino acids.